GUGAGUGCUGCAACGCCAGAGUAAGAUCUUGUUUUAUUACUAUCUCAAAAACAAAAUAUUUUUAUUAUUUCUAACAACAGAGAGUUGUUUUUAGAAGCGAGUGAUGGAGAGGCCUACUCAUAGAAUAAAAAUGAAAUGCUUUGUGUUCAUGGCCGUCCUCAGUUUUCAUCUUUGUCUCGGAGAUCUCCGCUAUUCCAUCUCGGAGGAGAGGCGACGAGGAUCUACAGUCGGAAAAAUUGCUCAGGAUUUGGGAAUGGACACGAAAACUCUGUCGUCUCGGAAACCUCGUGUGGAUUUUGAAGGCAGUAAACGAUACUGCGACAUUAAUCCGCAAUCAGGAGAGAUCGUUGUAAAUGAGAGGAUUGAUCGCGAGGCUUUGUGUGGUCAAAAACAAUCGUGCGCCAUUCAUUUUGAUUUUUUUCUUGAGAACCCUUUAGAACUACAUCGGGUGACUUUAGAAAUACAGGACAUAAACGACAACGCUCCGAAAUUCAGAAAUGAAGCAGUUGAAUUAGAAAUUCAGGAAUCGGCGAUUAAAGGAGCUCACUUUUCCUUAGACGAAGCAUAUGACCCGGAUUUUGGUACUAACAGUGUCCAGAGCUAUACUCUGUCAAACAAUGAACAUUUUAUUCUGUCUCCUCAGAGAGUCGCGGGUCGUGGUAGACUCCCAGAAAUUGUGUUAGAAAAUGAGCUUGACAGGGAGAAGCAGGACCGCUUAUUCUGGUUUUAACAGCUUAUGACGGGGGCUCUCCACAGAGGACUGGCACAGUGCUCGUGAACAUCCGCGUAUUGGAUGCAAACGACAAUGUUCC
Molecule: messenger RNA, 812 nt
Organism: Triplophysa dalaica
Lineage: Eukaryota; Metazoa; Chordata; Actinopteri; Cypriniformes; Nemacheilidae
Product: protocadherin gamma-A3-like
Exons: 1
Coding region: 104-730 (208 amino acids)
Biological process (GO): homophilic cell-cell adhesion
Cellular component (GO): plasma membrane
Molecular function (GO): calcium ion binding
Source: RefSeq, a predicted model, not a curated record